UUUCUUUCAGAUAUGCUGUCUAGGUAUGACACCAAGGAGUUACCUCUUAAGAAUGGCACUUUUGAAAAAGAAUCGUUAAAAUGGAAAAUAAUAGAAAGAGUCAGAAGUUCUUGCCUCAAGGAAUCUUGUUUUGGAAAUGAUUGGAAAUGCAAAGGACUCUUUAAGAGACAACAGGAAACUAAAGAGGAAUAUUUCAGGCAUGUAACUGUGCCAUUUGAAAAAAUAUUAUAUGAAUUCAUCCAGCCUACAUCUUUUCUUCUAAAUCAAAUAAUUCAUACUGGAAAGAAACUCUAUGAACAUAAAAAAUGUGAAAAUCUUACUCAACAGGGAAGAAUUUGUAUCACUGACAAGCUUGAUGAAAUGUGUGGCAAUGCCUCUGUAUUUUACACAAAUCAUAUGAAACAUCAAAUUUUACUGCAAAGAAAUGCAAUGUAUUUAAAGAAUGUGGCAAAGACUGCUUGUAACUUUCAACUAACUCAAUAUCAAAUAAGUCAUGCUAAUCAGAAACCCUAUGAAUGUCAGAUAUGUGGAAAGCCCAUAAGAAAGCAUGCCCACCUUACCCAACAUAAUCAAAUUCACACUGGUGAGAAACCAUAUGAAUGCAAAGAAUGUGGGAAAGCGUUAUGUUGUUCAACAUUGAUUCAACAUAAGAGAACUCAUACUAAUGGGAAACCCUAUGAAUGUCUGGAAUGUAGAAAGAUGUUUAGGUGGAGUGCACAUCUUAUUCGACAUCAAAGAAUUCAUACUGGUGAGAGACCUUAUACACGUAAGCAAUGUUGGAAGGCCUUUGCUUCUGUUUCUGAUUUAAUAGACAUCAGAAAAUUCACACUGGUGAGAGACUUUACGAAUGUAAAGAAUGUGGGAAGGCAUUUAACAAUUGCUCAACUUCUAUUCAGCAUCAGAGAAUUCACACUGGUGAGAAGCCCUUUGAAUGUAAGGACUGUGGCAAAGCAUUCAAUAAUUGCUCAACACUUACUCAACGUCAGAGAACUCAUACUAAUGAGAAAUCUUAUGAAUGUCAGGAAUGUAAAAAGGCUUUUAGGCAAAGCGCACAUCUUACUCAACAUCAAAGAACUCAUACUGGUGAGAAACCAUAUGAGUGUGAGGAACGUGGGAAGGCUUUCACUUGUGCUUCUGACUUUAACAGACAUCAGAGAAUUCACACUGUUGAAAAACCCUAUGAAUGUAAAGAAUGUGGUAAAGCCUUUAAUAAUUGCUCAGCUCUUAUUCAACACCAGAGAAUUCACACUGGUGAGAAGCCUUAUGAAUGUAAGCAGUGUGGGAAAGCUUUUAUAUCCUGUUCAACACUUGUUCAACAUCAGAGAACACAUACUAAUGAAAAACCUUAUAAAUGUCAGGAAUGCAAGGCCUUCAAGCAGAGUGCACAUCUAAUGAGACACCAGAGAAUUCACAGUGGGGAGAAACCCUAUGAAUGUAAUGAAUGUGGGAAUGCCUUCAUUUGUUUUUCUGAUUUUAAUAGACAUCAGAGAAUUCACAAAGGAGAGAAACCCUAUCAGUGUAAAGAAUGUAGGAAGGUUUUCAAUAAUUAUCUAACUCUUACUUAACAUCAAAGAAUUCAUACCAGUGUGAAGCCCUAUGAAUGUAAGGAAUGUUGAAAGACCUUUACUUGGCUUUCAAACUUGAAUAAACAUCAGAGAAUUCACACUGGUGACAAACCCUUUGAAUGUAAA
Molecule: messenger RNA, 1691 nt
Organism: Mandrillus leucophaeus (drill)
Lineage: Eukaryota; Metazoa; Chordata; Mammalia; Primates; Cercopithecidae
Gene: ZNF781
Product: zinc finger protein 781
Source: RefSeq, a predicted model, not a curated record